Cannabis sativa is the source of this 1479-nucleotide messenger RNA. RefSeq names its product UDP-glycosyltransferase 708G1. Gene Ontology annotation, molecular function: UDP-glycosyltransferase activity. The record is from RefSeq and is a predicted model, not a curated record. The transcript has a single exon. The coding region runs from base 1 to 1368 and encodes 455 amino acids. Lineage: Eukaryota; Viridiplantae; Streptophyta; Magnoliopsida; Rosales; Cannabaceae.
AUGUCAACCUCUAAUCUAAACCCUCAUAUAGCUCUUCUUCCAAGUGCUGGUAUGGGCCAUUUAACACCCUUUAUUCGUCUCAUACCUUUACUAACAUCACACAACGUAAAAAUCACUGUCAUCACUCCACAUCCCACCCUAUCAAUUUCAGAAUCAGAGAGUUUAUCUGAAUUGUUCACUAGUUUUCCUCAAGUCACUAGAAAACAACUUCAUCUACCCCUUCCUCCACUUGAUGAUGAGCCUUCAUCAAAAUCCCAAGACCCUUUUUACAACCGUUUCGAAGUGAUUCGCCGCUCUUCUCACCUUCUUUUGCCUCUCCUCUCUUCACUCUCUCCACCACUUUCUGCUCUUAUCACAGACAUGAGCUUGGCCUCAACCGUUAUUCCCAUAACUAACUCUCUUCAACUUCCUAACUACAUAUUCUUCACAUCAUCAGCCAAGAUGUUAAGUCUUUUCUUAUCCUUCCACGCCCUUGAUGACCCGAAAGCAAAAGACUUUAUCGAAAUUUCGGGGUUUGAACCAAUACCCAAAUCGUGGAUUCCCCCACCACUUCUUGAUGACGCCAAUAACGCUAUGAAGAUUUAUUUCACCGAGUGUGGUAAGAAAAUGAAAGAAUCAAGUGGAAUUCUGGUAAACACGUAUGAAAGUAUAGAAGGCGAGUCGCUGAAAGCGUUUAAUAGCUUACCGCCAGUGAUCGCCAUUGGGCCGCUUCCUCCAAUUAAGUUCGAGAGGAACCAAUCUUUGGCAUGGCUUGAUGAUCAGCCAGCUGAGUCUGUGUUGUAUGUCAGCUUUGGAAGUAGAACAGCCAUAUCAAGAGAGCAAAUCAAGGCGUUGGCUGAUGGUUUAGUGAAGAGCGGUAAACGGUUUUUGUGGGUGGUUAAGGAUAAGAAAGUUGAUCGAGACGAUGAAACUGAAUUAGUAGACUUAAUUGGAGAAGAGUUGAUGGAGAGAGUGAAGGAAAAGGGAAUGGUAGUAAAGAAUUGGUUGAACCAAGAGGAAGUUCUAAGCCACCCUGCAGUUGGUUGGUUUUUAAGUCAUUGUGGUUGGAAUUCACUCACUGAAGCUAUAUGGCAUGGUGUGCCUAUGUUGCUAUGGCCUCAACAUGGGGACCAAAAGAUCAAUGCAGAUUUGGUGGAGAGAAUUGGAGUUGGAAUGUGGGCUAAGAGUUGGGGAUGGGGUGAUUCGGUGGUCGUCGUUAAAGGAGAUGAAAUUGCAGACACGGUGAGAGAGAUGACAGGGAAUGAGUUCUUUCGAUUACGAGCUGCACAGGUUCAAGAUGAUGCUAGGAAGGCUUUUGGUGAAGGUGGGAGUUCAUAUGAUAGACUUAAUGAUCUCGUUGACUCCUGGAAAUGUUCACCAGAUUUAUGAGUUCAUAGUCUUCUUCUGUUAUUGAGUCUCAAAGCUGUAGCAUUUGUAUGAGAAAAUACAAAUUUCGAACAAUAACUGAUAAAAACCAAAACUAAUAAUUGUUCUUACAAA